This is a messenger RNA of Thamnophis elegans (Western terrestrial garter snake), 1121 nucleotides long. RefSeq names its product Rab interacting lysosomal protein like 2 (gene RILPL2). Gene Ontology annotation, biological process: cilium assembly. The transcript has 4 exons. NCBI's taxonomy places the organism in Eukaryota, Metazoa, Chordata, Lepidosauria, Squamata, Natricidae. Gene Ontology annotation, molecular function: protein dimerization activity. The record is from RefSeq and is a predicted model, not a curated record. Gene Ontology annotation, cellular component: ciliary basal body; cytoplasm. The coding region runs from base 156 to 815 and encodes 219 amino acids.
ACUUUCAACCCCCCCCCCCCUCCUCCACCUUCCUGCUUGCUUGCUGUUGAUUGGACUCUUGCAAGCUUUGCAAGAAUAGUUUGAAGAGGUUUGGCUGGGAGCUGAAACUUUAAAGUAAAGACUCUUCCUGGACUCUUCUUUUAAACUUUCCAGGAAUGCAGCAGCCUUGCGAAGCAGAGGAGGAGGAGGAAGAAGAAGAAGAGGGAGGAGGAGGAGGAGGAGGAAGCAACCACAGUGCCCCAGAGGGUCCCUUCGGGAAAAGCCCCUUCCAUCUGACGGCCGAAGAUGUCUACGACAUCUCUUACAUCCUGGGAAGGGAGCUGCACACCCUCAGCACGGAGCCCCAGGCGGAGAUCCCCGCCCGGGUGGCCCGCCUCCAGUUCAAGGUGGUCAGCAUUUUGGAAAUGUUGGAAGCCUUGGUGAAUGAGAACCACCUGGCCGUGGAAGCCCUCAAGCUGGAAAGAGAGAGCCUGAAAAGGGAGUUGGAGGAUCUGCGGGAGCGGGUGACAUCUGGCACCGCUGGAGAGGUAAAUCCGGGUCCCAAUAAAAUGAUCGUGGACCUCACCGACGUCAACCGGCCCCGUUUUACGCUACAGGAGCUCAAGGAUGUUCUUCAAGAGCGCAACCACCUGAAGGCCCAGCUUCUCUUCGCGCAGGAGGAGUUGGAAUGCUACAAGAGUGGUUACGUUUCUCGGAAGCAGGAAAAGGAGACUCCCACGCGAAGAGAAUUGACUGUCGGCACGCCCUCUGGCUCCACUGGGCUUAAAGAGAAAAGUACCAUCAAACAAUGGUUUGCCUUUAGAAAGUUACGAUGAACUAUUUCCGCGCUGGGACGUCACAAUUUUAAAAAGUCAAAAUGUUUUUUAAAAAAGCAGCUGUCGCAAUACUUGAAGACUGUUUCACUGCAGCUGGCAGAGGCUUCAACCUCCGGUUUUAUCUCAGUCGGUUAUCUGCUUCCAUUUUUCUCGUUGGCAUAAAACUUUUUGAACCUGCGUCCUUCAAAACCUCCAGGAGUUUAAAGGUGGAUAUUCUGGUGAUACCUUGGCCACGAUAAAUGUUGACUGGAAAGGUUUAUAUGUCUGCAGCCAGCAGAAUAAAGUUACGCGCUUCGAUUUCUAAAA